Messenger RNA from Nothobranchius furzeri (turquoise killifish), 2881 nucleotides. RefSeq names its product glutaminyl-tRNA synthetase 1 (gene qars1). The record is from RefSeq and is a predicted model, not a curated record. Gene Ontology annotation, biological process: glutaminyl-tRNA aminoacylation; translation. NCBI's taxonomy places the organism in Eukaryota, Metazoa, Chordata, Actinopteri, Cyprinodontiformes, Nothobranchiidae. Gene Ontology annotation, cellular component: cytosol; aminoacyl-tRNA synthetase multienzyme complex; cytoplasm. Gene Ontology annotation, molecular function: ATP binding; glutamine-tRNA ligase activity.
UACAGGAAAUCGCUCCUCGCUCUUUCUCUGGGAGGACAGCUCGUGUGCGGUUACUGUGCUGUUCUGACUGACUUAUUGGCGGAGUAAUGGCGGACACUUUGACACUUUUUACUUCAAUUGGUCUCAGCGAGCAGAAGGCGAAAGAAACUCUAAAGAAUGAAGCGUUGAGUUCUGCCCUGAAGGACGCAAUUACCCAGGCUCAACGUGCUAAUGAAGCAUCAGGAGUGGACAAAGCCAUGGGGACAAUGCUGUAUAGUUUGGCAUCUCGCCUUAAAGACUACAAACGCUUGGCAUUUCUGUCAGACUGCAUUGCCCAGCGAAAACUUUGCACAGAGUUGCAACUUGCAGCUGCUUUGGACUUUGUGAAGAGUCACCCCCAAGAUCCCAUCAGUCAGAAGGAGUUUGAUGAAGCAUGUGGUGUGGGCGUCGUCAUAACCCCAGAGCAGAUUGAGGAUGCAGUAGAGUCUAUAAUCAGGAAGCACAAGGAGCAACUGUUAAAGGAAAGAUAUCGCUUCAACAUGGGGCUGCUAAUGGGAGAAGCACGUUCAGCCCUUAAGUGGGCUGAUGGGAAGGUGAUCAAAAACGAGGUGGACAUGCAGGUUCUGCACCUUUUAGGUCCCAAAACAGAAGCAGAUCUGGAGAAGAAAGCCAAGCCACAAAAGGCAAAAGUCACAGAGAACGACACCAAGCCAAAGAAAGAGGAGGUCACAGCGAAUGGGGAUGUCAUCUCAGGAGAGGGGAGGUCUCUGAUGGAGCAGCUCAGAGGAGAAGCACUGAAGUUUCACAAACCAGGAGAAAAUUACAAGACGGAGGGUUAUGUUGUCACACCAAGCACAAUGGACCUGCUUAAGAAGCACUUGGAGGUCACCGGUGGUCAGAUCCGUACCCGUUUUCCACCAGAGCCCAAUGGGAUCCUUCACAUUGGACAUGCCAAGGCCAUCAACUUCAACUUUGGUUAUGCAAAGGCAAAUGGUGGAAUAUGUUACUUACGGUAUGAUGACACCAAUCCUGAGAAAGAGGAGGAAAAGUACUUCACUGCCAUCAAAGACAUGGUGGAGUGGCUAGGCUACACACCUUACGACGUCACGCAUGCUUCGGACUACUUUCAGCAGCUCUACGACCUUGCUGUGGAUCUCAUCCGCAGGGGUCACGCCUAUGUGUGCCACCAGAAGGGCGAAGAGCUGAAAGGCCACAAUGUUCCCGCAUCGCCAUGGAGAGACCGACCCGUCGAAGAGUCGCUGGUGCUGUUUGAGAGGAUGAAGAAGGGCGUGUUCGCUGAGGGAGAGGUCACUCUGAGGAUGAAGAUGGUCAUGGAGGAUGGGAAGAUGGAUCCUGUGGCGUAUCGCAUCAAAUACACGGCUCAUCAUCGGACAGGAGAUGAAUGGUGCAUCUACCCCACCUACGACUACACCCACUGUCUGUGUGACUCUAUUGAAAACAUCACACAUUCACUGUGCACCAAAGAGUUUCAAGCUAGACGUUCGUCGUAUUACUGGCUGUGUAACGCUCUGGACCUCUACUGCCCUGUUCAGUGGGAAUAUGGACGCUUGAACCUCACUUACACGGUUGUAUCCAAGAGGAAAAUCAUCAAACUAGUUGAGACUGGUGUUGUCAGGGAUUGGGAUGAUCCCAGACUCUUCACUUUGACUGCUUUGAGGAGAAGAGGUUUCCCCCCAGAGGCCAUCAAUAACUUCUGUGCUCGGGUGGGAGUCACCGUUUCCCAGACGACGACAGAACCUCACCUGCUGGAGUCCUGUGUGAGGGAUGUGCUGAAUGACACCGCUCCUCGAGUCAUGGCUGUGCUGGAGCCCCUCAGAGUCACCAUAACCAACUUCCCUGAGAGCUCAGAGUCAGAUGUUCGAGUGCCUAACUUUCCCGCCAACGAGGCGAAGGGCAGCCACACAGUUCCGUUUACACGCACGAUCUUCAUUGAGCAGAGUGACUUCAGAGAGGUGAUGGAGAAAGGCUACAAGAGGCUGACUCCAGAACAGCCUGUAGGCCUGAGGCAUGCUGGGUAUGUCAUCUCAGUUCAGAAGGUCAUCAAGGACUCUCAGGGUAAAGUUGUGGAACUGGAAGUGACUUGCUGCAGAUCUGAGACUGCAGAGAAACCAAAGGCCUUCAUCCACUGGGUCAGCCAGCCGCUGGUGUGUGAAGUUCGUCUCUAUGACAGACUCUUCCUGCACAAGCAUCCAGAGGAUCCAUCCGAAGUGCCCAAUGGCUUCCUCAGUGACAUCAACCCUAAUUCCCUGCAGGUGGUCAGCAGUGCCUUAGUGGACACCUCAGUCAAAGGAGCCAAAGUUCUCGACAAAUUCCAGUUUGAGAGAGUUGGCUACUUCUCCCUGGAUCCUGACAGCACUUCCAGCAAGCUCGUCUUCAACAGAACAGUCACACUCAAAGAGGACCCAGGGAAGAUCUGAGUGGCACAGUAACAAGCUGCACUUCCUGCCUCCCAAGAGCCUUCACAUACAUGAUGAAAUAGUUUGAAUUACUUAUUGUGGAAAAUCAGCAAGGACAGACCACUGGGACUGUGAUCUAGACAUAUUAUAUGCCUUUAUAAUCACCUGCAACUUUUCAGAACCAUAGAUUGUUUUAACAUGGAACUUCAGCAAACACAGAUGCUUGAAUCCAUCUUCAGCGUUUUACCAGUCAGUGUCCUCGUAAAUCUUAUUUUAUUAUGUUUCUGUUGCAGUGCAAAGGCACUUUUCUAUUCGAUAUUUAAGCAGCUUUGAUCAGAUAAGGAUUGGUAAUGGAUUUGUAUUAUUUCCUCUCUGCUGGUUUUUACAUAAGGGAUGCUCUCAAAGGCCAUAUUUGACUUGUUUAAGGUGAUGCCAACCCACCCAGUGUUUUUGACUCAUCAAAUAAACAAUUCUGUUUAAAAAUG